Kickxella alabastrina is the source of this 456-nucleotide messenger RNA. RefSeq lists its product as uncharacterized. NCBI's taxonomy places the organism in Eukaryota, Fungi, Kickxellomycota, Kickxellomycetes, Kickxellales, Kickxellaceae. The coding region runs from base 1 to 456 and encodes 151 amino acids. The transcript has a single exon. The record is from RefSeq and is a predicted model, not a curated record.
AUGAGGUUUUUUAUCUCCACUAUUGCCGCGGCGGCCGCCCUCCUCGUAUCCAGCGCUCUCGGUUCUCCCGUCUCCAGCACUACCAAACCCUCUGCUCAACCUAACAGCACUACCAGCAUGGCAGAACUUAUGAGCGCCAAGUAUAAUGGACCCAUGAACGCCCUCGACGACAACAUCGCCGGGUGCGGCGUCAAAAACAGGUACGGCGCCUACUAUGCUGCCAUUUCCGAGGAGCUCUACGGAAAGAUGGACGCGAACGGAAACUCGCCAAUGUGUAACAAGUGCAUUUUAAUCCAUGGUGUGAAGGAUGUUAUUGUCGAGGUUAUUGGUUUGUGCGAGGGCUGUGAUGAUAAUACUCUGGAGAUCUCGGAUAAGGCCAUGGAGGAUGUGGUCAAUGGCCAGAGCACCAUGUCGGAUGAUCUGGACUGGCAGUUUGUCAAUUGUCCUGGAUUCUAA